UUUGGGGACCAUAGGGGCGCCAGGCCCCUGCCCCCCCCCCGUCUCCGCCCCUGCGCCGAGCACGCCACGAUCGACGGUGUCGGUGUAUGGGAUUGGUCCGGCUCCGCGCACGACGAAGGAACUGAGGCGGCCGAGUGGUUCUCCGCCUACCUAGGAAAGCCCAGCCGGCUGGUGCGCUUCAAAGAAGGUUCGGAAACUAGACCGACCGAUCCCGACUAUGCUCAAGGUUACAAGGUCAUGUUCGCUGAUGCCUUCCCGAUUCUGAUAGCCUCCCAGGGAUCGUUGGAUGCGCUAAACGAGAUUCUUAAGGAGCCGGUACAGAUGAAUCGCUUCAGAGCAAAUAUUAUAGUGGAUGGAUGCCAUCCAUACUCAGAGGAUCUGUGGAAAACAGUGAAGACCAACUGGCUAACAUUCAUAUGUGUCAGGUUACGCGACUGCUGCCAGGUAAAGAUACUGAUCAGUGAUACUGUUAUUAUUUACUCCCCUGGAGUCUUUAGCAUUCCUAUCUGAUCCAUUUUUAACACUAUAAAUCCGUAAGUGAUAAAGCAUGUAGAGUGUUGCUUCUCAUUUUGCUUCACGCGCUCCUGGUAUGUGGCACUUAGCUUAAUCAUACUAGUACCAUAAUGGAUGUAGCUCAAGACGUUAACCCGAUAUUCCUGUUGUUAUGAAUGUCGAACAGUGUAUUUUUUUUAGACAAAAGGUUUCCCCGGCUUUAUUACCAGAACAAAGCGUACAAAAGAGUUCAAGAGUGCUAGGACAGCGUACAGGGCGCACCCGCACAACUAGAAGGCUCAAAAUCCGGGCCACUCAUGACAGCAGCCGGCAAAGGAACGAACGACAGGACAUCUACUUGCGGAAGCAAGGGCUCACCCCCUCCCUGAUCCGCAGCGCUGGAGACCUGCUGGGACAGAGUAGACGGGACACUCCCAAACUUGAUCCCUCCAUAGCGCCCAUGAUCCUCGGCACUCUUGCUCCCAGCAGCUCUAGCUUCCCAAUAUAGUCCUCCAUCACUGUACGCUUGUCGUCCUUGAGCAGUAUCUUCCAUCCCUCCAACAUCCUUGCCACCGAUCCAAGCACCGGUUCCACAUCUCGCCAGCAUUUUCCCUGAAAACAUAAACCAUUUCUUAGUUUCCAUAUAACCCAAAGAGCAGCUGCGCACACACAAUUUAGGAUUUCAUUCUAAAUUAUAUGAGAUCACUUAAUUCUUUCUUCAUUUUCUUUUCAUCAUGAGAUCAGCGACAAUUAUAUGAUUCAGGAUUUUUUAAAAAAUCUUAUGUCCUGCAUAGCAAUAAUUCAAGUAAGUUAACUGCUGAUUGCGGCGAUAUUACAGCCUAAUUUGCUAUGGGCGUACUUUUUAGGAAACAUAGAAACCAAUAAAUUUGAGAAUAAGGUGUGCACCCUUUACUUUGCAAGACAACACAAAAGAAACCAUUGCUCAGCUUCUUCGUUGACUGAUUCAGGUUCCUAACGUUGAUCAAGAAAAUGCGACACCUGGCAUCGAACCAAAUGAAACUCUGAGGACAUUUCGGUCUGGUGAAGUUCUGUGUCCAAGCCACAAAAAUAAACGGCAGUCAAUUAUCUCUUGCAAACAAUCUUCUCUUUGUUCCUCAUCAGACAAUUAUGGGCAUCUUAUCUGUGACCUUAUUACUUUAGCAUGCUCAAGAAGCAGGUUUUAUAAUGGUGGCCUAAUUCAUUGAAGACUGACAAUCCUUUUCUAUCGAUCGCUGUAGGUGUUCUUUGGCCAAAAUCUAGUCUGCAAGGAAUCCCUUUCAGCAAAUGGCAAAGGAAGGAUCAUCAAGGUCGGCGACCCGGUCUAUGUUCUGCAGUCAUUCUCUUCUCAUGAUGAAGCUCCAGCCUGAAUCUAUUAUGCAACAACUGCCUUCUGUUUGUUGUCAUAAUGUGUGUGCAAGGGACUACCAGCUAGAUGGAUAAUUGUUGCUAGCAACACCUAUGUAUAUCAGUAUAUUUCAAACAGAGUUCAGAAAUUCAGAAACUGUCUGUGUGGUUGUCUGUCCGAAGUUCAGAAAUUCAGUAACUGUGUGU
Molecule: messenger RNA, 2043 nt
Organism: Panicum virgatum (switchgrass)
Lineage: Eukaryota; Viridiplantae; Streptophyta; Magnoliopsida; Poales; Poaceae
Product: mitochondrial amidoxime reducing component 2-like
Exons: 4
Molecular function (GO): pyridoxal phosphate binding; molybdenum ion binding; catalytic activity
Source: RefSeq, a predicted model, not a curated record